Messenger RNA from Trichomycterus rosablanca, 610 nucleotides. RefSeq names its product mitoregulin-like. Lineage: Eukaryota; Metazoa; Chordata; Actinopteri; Siluriformes; Trichomycteridae. The transcript is spliced from 2 exons. The coding region runs from base 136 to 306 and encodes 56 amino acids. Gene Ontology annotation, cellular component: mitochondrial inner membrane. The record is from RefSeq and is a predicted model, not a curated record. Gene Ontology annotation, biological process: positive regulation of mitochondrial membrane potential.
UGAGUGUGUGUGUUUAGGACGAAGCCCGUCCUCAUGGCGGUGAAGGACAGUGAGCAGUAGUAGAAGUGAACAUGGCGCUGUAGGUUGGGUGUGUGUGUGUGUAUCAAUACAGCAGUGACGGUGCAGAGGUGAAACAUGGCGGAUGUCUCUGAGAGGACGGUACACGUCGCUAUCCUGGUCUCGUUCGCGGCGGGCUUCCUCGCAGGCUGGCAGGCGAACCGAGCCCGCAGGAGGUUUCUGGACUGGAGGAAGAAGCGGCUGCAGGACAAACUGGCAGAAACGCAGAAGAAACUGGACCUGGCCUGACCCGGGUCAGAACCGGGACAGAACCGGGGACAGACCCGGGACAGACCGGGGUCAGAACCGGGGACUGGAGCUGGAGUGUGGGGUUUUCUUUACUCCACUGAAGCCAAUAUUCUUGGAGUCUGGGGAAGACGGUAUCCGGAUGAUCCGCUAAUGUUGGAACCCUCUGAUACGUCCUCCUGGAACCCUGAGAAACACAACAAAAUCAAUGGCGUGAUGAGACAGACUUUAUGAAACACGUCUUUUUUUUUUAAAGUUUGUACUCCUGUUACUGUUGGAAUAAAAGAAGAUAUUUUGUGAAACAGAA